AUGAGCUCUUCCACCAUCCUCGAAGAUGAUCUCGACGAGAAACGCCAGACGGCGUCAAAGCCAGAGAUGAUCCGGGUCGAGUCGAACGUGGACAAGGCUAUUGACGCAGAGGCCAAUAUCAACAUCACGCCCGCCUCAGAGAAUGGAGGCCUGGGAGAGGCAAACCGUGACGAUCCAGGCCCUCCUCCAAAUGGCGGACUGCGUGCAUGGAUGCAAGUCGUCGGUUCUUUCUUCUUGUUCUUCAAUUCCUGGGGCACCGUCAACGCCUUUGGCGUCUUCCAAACGUACUACGAAUCCAACCCGCUCUGGCACGCGUCACCCAGCGACAUUUCGUGGAUCGGGUCCAUCCAGGCCUUCCUGCUGCUGCUCGUCGGGUUGGUGUCGGGCCCCCUGUACGAUGCCGGCUACUUUCGCGAGCUGAUCACCAUCGGCGCGGUGCUUGUGCCGCUAGGAUUCAUGAUGACCUCGCUGGCCAAGGAAUACUGGCAGACGAUGCUGGCGCAGGCGUUCUGCGUCGGGGUCGGCAACGGGUGCGUCUUCGUGCCCUCGGUCGCCAUCCUCCCCCAAUACUUCUCGUCGCGCAAGGCGCUGGCCAACGGCCUGGCGGCCUCCGGCUCCAGCCUGGGCGGGCUGAUCUACCCGAUCGUGUUCCGGCGCAUGCAGCAGGAAGUGGGCUUCGCCUGGGCCACGCGCACCAUCGGCUUCAUCUCGUUCGUGACCGUGUGGUUCUCGGUGCUGGUCAUGAAGCCGCGCCUCCUGCCCAAGCAGCGGCGGCCGCUGACCGACCUCGCCGCCUUCCGCGAGCUGCCCUACACGCUCUUCUGCGUCAGCAUGUUCUUCGGCUUCGUCGGCCUGUACGGGCCCCUGUACUACAUCGGGCCCUACGCGAUCCAGAACGGCAUCACCGGGGAGAACCUGGGCUUCUACCUGCUGCCCAUCAUCAACGCCGCCAGCAUCCCAGGCCGCAUCAUCCCCAAUACCAUCGCCGACCGGGUCGGGCCCUUGAACGUGCUGUUCCCCUGUGCCACCAUCGCCGCCGUGCUGGCCCUGGUGUGGAUCGCCAUCAAGUCCCUCGGAGGGCUGCUGGCCUUUGCCCUGGUCUACGGUUUCUUCAGCGGGGGAUUCGUCUCGCUGCCCCCGGUCGCCGUCGUCACCUUGACCCGCGACAUGAGCAAGAUCGGCACCCGCAUGGGCCAGUGCUUCUUCAUCAGCGCUUUUGGUCUCCUGGUCGGCACCCCCGUCUCCGGCGCCAUCCUCAAGAGCACGGGCAAGUGGUGGGGCGUGCAGCUCUGGAGCGGCGCCGCCAUCCUCGUCACCGGGUCUCUGCUGCUCUGGGCUCGCGUGGUCGUCGCCGGCUGGCAGCCGAUGAGACGGGCGUGA
This is a messenger RNA of Fonsecaea erecta, 1380 nucleotides long. RefSeq lists its product as hypothetical. Gene Ontology annotation, molecular function: transmembrane transporter activity. Gene Ontology annotation, biological process: transmembrane transport. The record is from RefSeq and is a predicted model, not a curated record. Bases 1 to 1380 code for a protein of 459 amino acids. Gene Ontology annotation, cellular component: fungal-type vacuole membrane. NCBI's taxonomy places the organism in Eukaryota, Fungi, Ascomycota, Eurotiomycetes, Chaetothyriales, Herpotrichiellaceae. The transcript has 2 exons.